Messenger RNA from Cladophialophora immunda, 825 nucleotides. RefSeq lists its product as uncharacterized. Lineage: Eukaryota; Fungi; Ascomycota; Eurotiomycetes; Chaetothyriales; Herpotrichiellaceae. Bases 1 to 825 code for a protein of 274 amino acids. The record is from RefSeq and is a predicted model, not a curated record. Gene Ontology annotation, biological process: mycotoxin biosynthetic process. The transcript is spliced from 4 exons.
AUGGAUUGCAAAUACCAGCCGUUGACUCCAGUCAUCGAAAAGCCUCGCGCCGAAUCUCUCGAUUCCUGUUCAACACUUGGUGACUUGGAGGAUCUACAAAUCCCGCUAACAUCUGGUUCGAGCGCCUGCCAUGGUCAGAGGCUGAGCAUUCUGCGCCAAUUUCUCACCUCAAAUUGGCUAUGGAUGGUUCAUGCGAUUCUGCUUCUCACAUCUUGCACGUUAUUCACCCUUUCUAUCACGAUCCGAUCAUCAACCUUAAAACAUGUACGAGAGUUUUCUGCUUGGUCCCCUGCAGAUACGGCCGUCAAGUUCAACUCCGUGAGGUAUAACAUCACAACAAACGGGAAUAGGUUCGUCGGUGCUGGGCCUGAGGUGGACAAGGCCUGGCGCGAGAUUUCCUAUGAUGUUGGAGACCAAUGGAUCUCGAAAUCUGACAUCAAACACCUCGACAUGCCGGAUUCAUCACUUGAAGUCAACCACCCAGAAACGGGCGAGGAAGGUUAUCGAGUUGGGAUGGAGGUAUUUCAUCAGCUCCACUGCAUUAAUCUCCUCCGUCGAGUGACGUACAAGGAGUAUUACGAGCCUCUGGGAGGGGAGUUUGCAAAGGGGCCUGAGGAGUUGCAAAGACAUACCGAUCACUGCAUCGAGGUUCUCCGGUUAAACAUACAAUGCAACGCCGACGUAGGACUCUUCACUUUCUACAUGAUCGAAGGUGAUCCGUUGGCCUGGCCAGAGCUUAACUCCAAGCACGUCUGCCGGGAUUUUGACCGGGUGCGCCGGUGGGCCUUGGAUCACUCGGUCGGGAAUAUGGAAGUUCUUUCCUGA